Lachancea sp. 'fantastica' is the source of this 204-nucleotide messenger RNA. The record is from the annotation of a GenBank genome assembly. NCBI's taxonomy places the organism in Eukaryota, Fungi, Ascomycota, Saccharomycetes, Saccharomycetales, Saccharomycetaceae.
AUGAAACCGACAGCAGCCGUUAAGCAUUCUAAGCCUAAUCCAUCGCCUCAUGCAAUGAUGUACAGGCUUUGGGCGAAGCCCGUGGGCAAAUCCUUGUCUUUACUUUUGGCCAGUUACUACGGUCUUUAUUGGACCUGGGAAUGGCUUGAAAAGGGCGAAAAAGAAUACGAAUUGCGUCAGAAGCAAAGCUCCAAGGGACCUUAG